CAGCAUGCUGUCUGCGGGACGGGGACUACAGCUGGGGCAAACCCACGGGGGCACCCACACGACCCCCUGGACCAACACCUUUAUCUCUUGGAAGGAAGGCUGGGUGCUCCUCAUCUCUCUCUUCAUCUUGUUACCCCUGGGGACAGCAUGGCCCUACGAUUACAGGUAUUUGUACAACAACUGCCCAGGCCCAGAGUGGAAUGUUAUGUGCAGAGGUUGCUGCGAGUAUGAUGUGAUCCGCUGUAAAUGCCCUCUGCAGGGGACUCCUGUGGGCUACGCCGUGCCCUGCUGUCGCAACGCCAUCAAUGAGUGUGACCCCUGCAUCAUCCAUCCAGGUUGCAGUAUAUUUGAGAACUGUAAGCGCUGUAACAAUGGGACGUGGGGCCCCAGGGAUGACUUCUUCAUUACUGGCAAAUACUGUGCUGAGUGUCGGCCUGGCUGGUCUGGUGGAGAUUGCAUGAAGUGUGGGGGAGUGAUCCGUAAACGGCAGGGCCACUUGGUGCUCGAGAGUUACCCCAACAAUGCUCGAUGUGAGUGGACCAUCCAGGUGGACCAGCCCUUCACAAUAGAGCUCAGGUUCAUGAUGCUGAGUCUGGAGUUUCACCAUACUUGUCGGUAUGACUUUGUGGAGGUCAGAGAUGGUGACAGCAUCAACUCACGUGUUAUCGCUCGCUUCUGUGGCAACAACAGACCUGCACCAGUUCACAGCACUGGCAACAGUCUGCACAUACUCUUUGUCUCUGAUGGUUACAAGAAUUUUGAUGGAUUCUUUGCCACUUUCCAGGAGAGCUCAGCUUGCAGCUCUUCUCCUUGCCUGCAUGACGGGACAUGUAUCCUGGACAGUUCUUUCUCUUACCACUGUGCCUGUCUGGCUGGCUACACAGGCAAGAGGUGUGAAAAUGUGGUUGGAUGCCACAGGCCUCCAGUGCCCACCCAUGGAUCCACAGAGGGUUUCUUUCAUCAUUCGGGGGCACGCAUCGCUUUCAGUUGUGACGCUGGCUUUGAGCUGCGGGGGUUUCGUACUGCCAUCUGCCUGAAUGAUGGCACCUGGAGUGCUCCUGCCCCAGAGUGUGUGCCAGUUGAAAGAGUUUGUACUUUACCACCCAAGCCAACACAUGGAAACCACUUCAUGGUUUAUGGACCCAAUGAUGUCCUCAUUGCUCUACAGUACCUCUGCUACCAGCCCUAUGAACUCAGUGGGAACUCCCAGAGAGCCUGCCUCCCAAACAACACCUGGAGUGGGACUCCUCCCAUUUGCACCCAAGUGAAUAACACUCUCACUGAGGCAGAAAUGGAUGAAGACAAGACAAAAGAGAAGGAAAAAGGCAAAGAAGCAGAUAGUGACAAAGAUAUCAGCAAAACUAAAGAGAAAGGUCAAGGGAACUCAACUGGAGAAAAAGAAAGUGCUGGAGGGAGAGAUAUAAACACUGGGCACGAGAAUACAACAGCAGUCGACACAAAAGAUAAAUAUACUGGUAGUGUACCAGAGGGUAGGAAUGAAGGAGAGCUAGAGGAAAGAAAUACUGGGUCAGAGAAACCCACUGGAGGCAGCAAAGAUAAAGUGGAUAGUGGAGGCCCGGACAACAGCCUGAAUACAGUUGAAAAGAAAGAACCAGAGUUAGGAAAGCCACCUGAGAAAAAAGAAGACAGUCCAGACACGAACAUGGAAACAGAAAAGACAGAUAUCACGGAAAUAGUUGUGCUAAAAGACAAAGGACAAGCAGAGAAGGAAAGAAAAGAGGAGCAGGUGAACGGAAAAAGAGAUCGGGACAAAGUCGGUCCUAAUGACACCAAGAUGAGGACGGUCAUAGCUGAGGGUGAAAACACAGUGGAGAUAUUUCAACUGGAAAUGACAAAAAACAACACAAUUAUACGGGAUACAAAGGAUGCAAAGAAAGAAAAUAAUACUAUAGGUUCUCCACAGCCGGGGAGGAAAAUCCUUCCCACUAGAGUCAACAUUACACAGUACACCAUGUACAGAGCGGGAGGUGAGGAAAGUGGGAAACCAAAGGAAAAACCAACAAUUAAAGAGGAUAAGACGGAGAAGGAUUCUGCUGAGAAAACAAAGGAGGAGCUGGAGAGGGAGAGGCAGGAGAGAGAAAAAGAAAAGGAGAAAGAAGCCAACCAAAGCUUCAGUGAGAAAAGCUGCCCACCUCUCUCUCGCUUCUACCACGGCUUCUAUCAGCUGGUGCCCGGGGUGGAGCCUCAGACAGUGGAGUUCUUCUGUAACCACUCCUACGCUCUCAGUGGAAAUACCCAACGUACCUGCCAGCCAGAUGGUAGCUGGAGUGGCAAACAACCCCUCUGUGUCAGAGCAUGUCGGGAGCCCAAAGUGUCCGAGCUGGUUAAACAAAGAAUUCUGCCACCUCAGGCACCAUCCAGAAAGACACCGGUGCACAAGCUCUACUCUUCCAGACUGGACCGACUGCUCCAGUCUGACAGCCCCACUAAAGCUCCCCCAGUGCUUUCCCAGUUGCCCCAGGGCUUCCAUCAUCUUUAUACACACAUAGAGUACGAGUGUGCCUCUACCUUCUACCACCACUCGGGCAGUGCUCGCCGCACUUGCUUGAAGACUGGAAAAUGGAGUGGGCGUCAUGUGUCCUGUUCGCCAGUGUGUGGGAAGCAUCCAACCUUUGACCCAGAGAGGCCGGCAGAGGCUCACUGGCCUUGGCUGGCAGCCAUCUACCGCCGCUUCACCAACGGAGCUGGGACUAAGGUGACUAAGGCAGACAGCCAGGCAGGGUCCCUGAAGGGGGACUUUGGAGCAGGAACUGGCAGCAACAGUCAGGCUUCUGACUGGCAGCUUGUGUGCAGCGGGGCUCUGGUGAACCAAAAGAGGGUGGUGGUUGCUGCCCACUGUGUGACAGAGCUGGGGAAGGUGUAUCCUCUGGAUGCAGCCAAGCUCAAGGUGGUGGUAGGGAAGCAAUACCGUGAUGACCACAUGGAAAGUAAAGGUCUUCAACACCUGAGGGUGGCUUCCAUUGCCGUUCAUCCAAACUAUGACCCCUAUAUUCUGGACUCUGACAUGGCUGUGGUCAAGUUACUGGACAAAGCAAGGAUCGGUGAGAAGGUCCUGCCCCUCUGCCUCUCAGACAGCCGGGACGAAGAGGUCGUCUCUGGGCAAGGGCUUGUGACAGGCUGGUCUCCACUGCCCGAUUCAAGUUUGGGUUCUGAUGAGAAGGCGAGGGUUGGGCUCGUUCACCUUGCUGAUGUAGUCCCCUGUGAGCAGCAGUAUGCUCGUAACGGCGUGCCAGUCAGCGUCACAGACAAUAUGCUCUGUGCCAGCCAGAAGCCUGACUAUGAGCCCUCUAACAUAUGUCCCUCUGACACGGGGGGAAUCCUUGUCCUCCCUGCCAGCAACAACCAGAAGCCCUCUCUCGGCUUUGCGCAGGCGCAAGGGGAGAGCAAAGGGCUGUGGAGACUCCUGGGUCUGGUGAGCUUUGGCUAUGACCAAGGGGAGUGUGAUCCUGACCUCUACACAGUCUACACACGUGUAGCCAAUUUCAAAGACUGGAUAGAGAGCAAUAUGAAAUAAAAAAUCCUGCUGUCUGACUCACCCUAUUUCCUCUAUGCUUCUAAAAUAUUUAAAUGGCUUCAUAUCUUACAGUCCUUUUCCUUACAUCUGCCUGUUUUUCAGACUAUUCCUACGCUCUGAUCUUUUUUUCCUUGCACAAGGGCAUUUUCUUUCUAGACGCCGAAGCACUGGAAACGCUGGACAACACAGUGCUCUAACUGAAGGGGGUGCUAACACAUUAGAUGUGCUGGGCAUCAACCUUUCAUCAGAAAACUUCAGUGAUCAGGUCCCUCAGCCUGAGGUUACAGACUUGAAAAAGACCAGAAAACCAUUUCACACCUCUGGAUGUUGAUGGUUUCUAAUGUACUCAUUGGUAUGUAUAUAUGUUGUAAUGUACUGAAUUAUUCUAUCAAUUCAUAG
This is a messenger RNA of Centropristis striata (black sea bass), 3934 nucleotides long. It is a transcript of the gene pamr1b, whose product is annotated as peptidase domain containing associated with muscle regeneration 1b. Bases 5 to 3535 code for a protein of 1176 amino acids. Gene Ontology annotation, biological process: proteolysis. Lineage: Eukaryota; Metazoa; Chordata; Actinopteri; Perciformes; Serranidae. Gene Ontology annotation, molecular function: serine-type endopeptidase activity. The transcript is spliced from 14 exons. The record is from RefSeq and is a predicted model, not a curated record.